Molecule: messenger RNA, 372 nt
Organism: Alternaria arborescens
Lineage: Eukaryota; Fungi; Ascomycota; Dothideomycetes; Pleosporales; Pleosporaceae
Exons: 2
Coding region: 1-372 (123 amino acids)
Source: RefSeq, a predicted model, not a curated record
AUGCGUUUCAUCGUCUCCGUCUUUACCGCCGUGGCCGUCUUGGCCACGUUCACGAUCGCCAGCGACGAUGGCAACCGUAUCGUUUGGCACGAACGCCCAGUCAGAGAGCAAUGGGGCUGCGUCACCACUUGCAGGGCUUCCUUUGUCAAGAACACCGAGUUCUACAGGACACAGUGCGCCGUCUGCAUGGAUAGGAUUAGGAACACUGUGUGCCUUGGCUGCGCAGAUGCCUUCAGGGCUGGAAGAAAUAAGCACGACACGGACUUGAUUUGCAACAGAUGCCGUCAUAUUUCCGACUACGAUUCUACUUCCGACUUCACAGAUGACUCGAUGUCGGACAAGGAAAAGUGGGAGGGUCCAUUGGAUCCCUAA